AUGGAAAAGUUCCUGCGCGAUUGGCGACAGGAUGCUUUGAACAAACACCAGUACGAGUCGGCCAUUUUUGUCGGCGACAAGUUGCUCGCUCUGACCAACAAUGACAAGGACGCCUUCUGGCUUGCCCAAGUGCACUUCUCAACCGCAAACUACACACGCGCCCUCGGUUUCCUCUCUCGCCAAGACCUGAUAGCUCGCAACCCAUCAUGCAAGUACCUCGCCGCACAUUGCUACGUCAAGCAAUCUCGAUACGACGAAGCCUUACACAUCCUCGGCGACAAGAACCCCGUCCACCUCAUCACCUCUUCGGAUCGAACACGCCGGAAACUACAACACCUCGAUCCACGCAAUGCCCUUGGAAAGAUGGCCAAACUUCCACAAUUAAGAUCAGAUCGAGUGGACCGCAGUGAAGAAAGAGACAAGGAAGAUAUGAGCAACAUCCGCUUCGAGGCUGCAAUGUGCUAUCUACGUGGUUUCUGCUACGCAAAGCAAAACGCCUUUGAUCGCGCAAAAGAUUGCUACAAAGAUGCCGUGCGUAUCGAUGUGCUGUGUUUCGAGGCUUUUGACCAGCUCAUGAAGAACUCGCUCAUGUCGCCAGCCGAAGAGUGGGAGUUUUUGGAUUCUCUAGACUUUGACAGCGUCAGUGCUUCCGAUACUCCAGCCUCGAGUAUGCAAGAAGCGGGCGAGUUUACGAAAAUGCUCUACAUGACGAGAUUGUCAAAGUACAGCAGACCAGACGACUUCAACGCCGCAGUCGAGACUCUGUCCACGCAUUACAACCUCUCCAGCAACUCAUCAAUUCUGUUAUCUAAAGCCGAACUCCUCUUCACAAACUGCCGCUUCCGCGACGCCCUAUCCCUAACCACCCAAAUACUCGAAACAGACCCUUACAAUUUCUCCGCUUUGCCCGUCCAUCUAGCAGCUUUGUUCGAACUCAAAGAAACAAACGCACUUUUCUUACUGUCUCACGACUUGGCAGAUUCACAUCCGGAAGAAGCAUGUACCUGGCUCGCAGUAGGCACAUACUACCUCAGCAUCUCACGCAUCCCCGAAGCCCGUGGUUACUUCUCCAAAGCCUCGCUCAUGGAUCCUCAUUUCGGUCCUGCGUGGAUUGGCUUCGCGCAUACCUUUGCUGCAGAGGGUGAACACGAUCAAGCCAUUUCUGCAUACUCGACCGCCGCUCGCCUCUUCCAAGGAACCCAUCUCCCUCAACUCUUCCUCGGCAUGCAAAAUCUUCAACUCGGCAAUCUGUCCCUGGCAAGAGAAUACCUCGAGACUGCAUACACAAUGUGUGAGAACGACCCGCUCGUGCUCAAUGAGAUGGGCGUCGCAUACUACCAAGACUCACAAUUCGACUCUGCCAUCCGCACUUUUGAACUCGCCAUCUCCAUCGCUGACGAACUGUCUUCUGCUUCCUCGACCACAACUCUGGAUAUCAAGACGAAUCUCGCACAUGCUUAUCGCCGCAACGGUCAAUUUUCCCUCGCUCUUGACGCGUUUUCCGAUGUGUUGAGACAAGGGGGUAAAGAUGCUGCUAUCUUCUCUGCGAAAGGGUUGGUGUUGUUGGAGUUGGAAGAGUGGUUUGAAGCUACGGUGACUUUGCAUGAAGCACUUGCUCUAUCGCCACAGGAUCCUGUGGCCACGGAACUAUUGCAGAGAGCGCUUGAAGGGUUGGAGGGGGAGAGUAAAGUCGAGGCUGAGGACGAGGAUGUGGAUCGGCUGCUAGGAGAAAGACUCAAAAGUGCUGAGCUGAGGAAUAGGCGGAGGAGGGGUGGUGGUGGUGGUGGUGGGAUUUUUGAGGACGGAGGCAUGGAUGGGGCAGAUGGCACGGAAAUCAGCGUCGAAGAAGGCGAUUGGACAAUAGCGACUGAAGAGUCUGGAGUGUAG
Aureobasidium namibiae CBS 147.97 is the source of this 1887-nucleotide messenger RNA. RefSeq names its product TPR-like protein. Bases 1 to 1887 code for a protein of 628 amino acids. The record is from RefSeq and is a predicted model, not a curated record. The transcript is spliced from 2 exons. NCBI's taxonomy places the organism in Eukaryota, Fungi, Ascomycota, Dothideomycetes, Dothideales, Saccotheciaceae. Gene Ontology annotation, molecular function: protein binding. Gene Ontology annotation, biological process: cell division.